Molecule: messenger RNA, 5433 nt
Organism: Caenorhabditis angaria
Lineage: Eukaryota; Metazoa; Nematoda; Chromadorea; Rhabditida; Rhabditidae
Source: the annotation of a GenBank genome assembly
AUGAUUUUUUCGCUGAAUUUUGCCGAAGUUUUGUUUGGCGCAAGUUCCAGGGAACUUCAGGAAGGUAAUUUUUUUUUUGAAAAAAAAAAUUUCGAUUUUUGUUUGUUCAGACGUUGAGGAUGAUUUGGAGAUUCUAGAAAUUCCGGUGGAAGAAGAUUUGAAAACUUCUGAAGUUAUAGGAAUUCCAGUGCAAACUUCAGAUGAUUCAGAUAGAUCUGAAGCUUUGGAAUCUGCUCUAGAAGUUCAGGAAGAAUCAGAAGAUCAAGUGCAAACUUCAGGAGAAUCUACAGAAGUCACAGCUGAAUCAAAUAUUCUAGAAGUUAAAGUGGAAACUUCAGAAGAAUCUACAGAAGGUGGAGAUGAAUCUGAAGCUUUGGAACCAUCGGUAGAAGUUCAAGAGGGAUCAGAAGAUCAAGCAACUUCAGGGCAAGCUUCAGGAGAAUCUACAGAAGUCAUAGCUGGAUCUAAGCUUCUAGAAGUUCCAGUGCAAGCUUCAGGAGAAUCUACAGAAGUUAGAGAUGGAUCUGAAGCUUUGGAAUCAGAUUCAGAAGUUCAAGAGGGAUCAGAAGAUCAAGCAACUUCAGGGCAAGCUUCAGAAGAUUCUACAGAAGUCACAGCUGAAUCAGAGGUUCUAGAAGUUCCAGUGCAAGCUUCAGAAGAAUCUACAGAAGGUGGAGAUAGAUCUGAAGGUUUGGAAUCUGCUUCAGAAGUCCAAGCCUCUCUAGAUGUUCCAGUACAAACUUCAGGAGAUCCUACAGAAGUUCAAAAAUCAUCAGAAGUCUCAGAAACAUCUACCGAAGCUCAAGCCGAUCUAGAAGUUCUAGUUCAAACUUCGGAAGCUUCAAAAGUUCCAUCAGAAGUCCUAGAAAUUCAAGUACAAACUUCAGAAGAUCCUACAGAAGUUCAAGAAACCCCAGAUGUUCCAAUACCACCUUCAGUGGCUUCCGAAGCUCCCCAAGAUCUCCAGCAUCAUUCUCCACCCGCCUACCCCCUCCUCAAAAUCUCAAUCCCCACCGAUCUCUCCACCAUCGACCAACAAGACUCCGGACUUCCGCCAGAACCCGAUUUCUUGCUGCCCGAUUGGAAUCUUCCCGACAUCACAACAUCCACUCAUUGCUCAUUCAUCAAAUCGGAAUCGCGAGCCAAGUGUCGCCGGAUUCUGCCGCUCGCGGCAAGUUUGCCGCGAUUCGUCGCGCCGGCGAUUUUUGUCGCGGAAGUGAAAAAAAUUGCGAUUGUGCCGCCGAAGAAGCGGAAGGUUUUGUGAGUUUAAUAUGAGCAAUGCCUGGAUUUUUCUUGAUAUGAGCAAUGGGUUUUUAAUUAAAGAAUUUUUUAAAAAAGUUUAACAUGAGCAAUAUCCUAAUUUUUCGAAUUUACAAAAAUUUGAUAGAUUAACAUGAGCUAUGUCUAAAUUUCCAAUUUAACAUGAGCAAUCCUACAGUAGCCAAAAAAUUUCCCAAAAUGUUCUCAAGGUUUUUUUAAUAUGAGCAAUCUCAUUUUAACUCGAAAAUUUGAUAUAGAGUUUAACAUGAGCAAUUUCUAGAUUCUCAACAUUGAAAUGUUUUUCAAUUAAUUUUUAACAUGAGCAAUCCCUCUACAGUAUCUCUUGCAAUAUUUUUGAAGAUUCUAUGAAGUUUAACAUGAGCAAUCUCAUAUUUUUUGGCGCCAAAACCUACAGUAACCGUGGAAUUUUCGGCGCCAAAAUUGACCUCUUCUUCUUCUUUCUCUUUCUCGUGCCAAAAAUAUCCCACUUUUUUUCAUUUCUCAAUUUUUUUUUUCGUUUCGAAAAAAUUUGUCCAAAGAUUUUUUGAGAAAAGGAGGCAAAAGCAUAUGUUGUUUGUGUAAAGUCGAGUCAUCAAGCUUUUUCGCCGAUUUUUUUUUCGAAACACACACAAAAAAUUCCACCUGAUCUCCAGUUUUUUCUGAAAACUCUGAGCUGAAAAUCAGAAAUCUGAAAAUUUUUGUUCAAAUUUUCAGCUCAUUCCACUUGAUCUAAUUUUUUCUCUGAAAAUCUCUGAAAUUUUUUUGAGCAAAACCUUUUCAGCUGAAAAAUUGAUAUAAACAAAUUGCUCAUUGUGACGUCACCUGGGCCCCAAAAAAGGGGUGUCAAAUUUCAUGCAGGUAGCACUUUAUGUGAUUUUUUGGCGCCAAAAAAAUUGCCGGAAUCAUUUUUUUGUAUGUAGACUAGACUAUAGUCUAGUUUGCUCGUUGAUAUUUAUAGUAAACUAGACUCUAGUUUCAAUAAAUUCAUGCGAAAAGCUUGUUUGAUCAGUAUUCUCUGAAUAAUUUAAACUAGACUCUAGUCCUGACAAAGCAACACAUUUUUGUACCUAGUUUGAUCAUUGAACCUUUAUUUCUAUUUUCUAAACUAGACUCUAGUCUUUUUUGCAUAAAGAAGAAGAGAAAAACAAUAAAUUUUGUCCUUCACACCAAUUUUUCCUUUUUAUUUCGGGUUUUGGUUUGGUUUUUUUCCUUACUUCACUUUUUUAUCGAUUUUUCUGGCUGGUGAAACAUUUUGUGUUCUUUUUGAAUUUUUUUCAGCAAAAAAAUUGAGUAAGAAGAAAAUUGCAUUUUUUUGCGCGGGAAAAUGGAAUUUUGCGAACUUUUGGAACACAUUUUAUUUUUGGGAAAUGUUUAAAAUGUCGUGGAGAAUCUGAAAAUCGAAGCCUCGGACUUAGAAAAUCGAAUUCUCCGUCAAAAAUUAGCCCCGGAACUUUUUUCCCCAAAAAAACUAUCAGCGCCCACUGUUCCUCGAUCGCCUGACCUUUCACCCCAUAAAUUUACCCUCAAAAUGCUGCAAAUUUCCCGCUGAAUCUGAAAAUCACAGUCUUAGACCUAGAAAAUCGAACUCUACGUCAAAAAUUAGCCUGGGAACAUUUUGUUCUGAAUUUUUUUCCAAAAUUUUUUCUGCUCUCACUGUUCCUCGAUCCCCUGACCUUUCACCCUAUAAAUCUACCCUCAAAAUGCUCCAAAUUUCACGGAGAAUCUGAAAAUCAAGCCUUAGGACCUUGAUUUUUGAGCUCAGCAGAAAAAAUUGAGCCAGGAACUUUUUUUUCAAAAAAAAAUAUUUCAAAAAAGUUUGCAUUCACUGUUCCUCGAUCCCCUGGCCUUUCACCUAGUAAUUAUUAUACUGCAAAUGCUCCAAAUUUCCCGCUGAAUCUGAAAAUCAAGCUCUGAGAACUUAAUUUUUGAACUCAGCUCAAAAAAUUGAGCCAGGAACUUUUUUUUCAAAAAAAAAUUUCAAAAAUGUUUGCUCCCACUGUUCCUCGAUCCCCUGACCUUUUAACUAGUAAUUAUUAUACUCAAAAUGCUCCAAAAUUCAUGAAAAACCUGAAAAUCGAAGCCUCGGACCUAGAAAAUCGAACUCUACGUCCAAAAUUAGCCCCGGAACUUUUUUCCUCAAAAAAACUAUCCGCGCCCACUGUUCCUCGAUCCCCUGACCUUUCACCCCACAAAUCUACCCUCAAAAUGCUCCAAAUUUCCCGCUGAAUCUGAAAAUCAAGCUGAAAUUUUCAGAAAAAAGAUGGCUGCCGAGGUGAUUCACCAAAAUGAGCCGCACUGUUUUUCGACAACAAAUGUGGAUAGACCCUUCAAACUUCUCGUGCAAAAAGAGACGUUUUUGAUUGAUGCUGAUUCGAUGAGUCGAAUUAGUCCGGUAUGUUUAUUAGCAUCGUGAUCAGCGUUAAAUUCUGACCCAGAAACAUAUAAAAAUCAAAAAAAAAACAUCGCGGGCACCCGGGAUCGAACCCGGGUGUCUCGAGCAGUAACCAAAGCUUUAACCAGUUACACCAUCUCUCACAUAGCUUGCUUUUUUCAUAGAAAAAUAGGCUCAAAAUGAUCAGAAUUUCACAGAGAAUUUGAUGACGAUAAAUUCCAGAGAAAAUCUGAAAAUUUUCAGAUUUCUAGAGCUCUCUGAAAAUUCUAAAUAUCACCAUAAUGAUCAGCACAAAAUUCUGACCAAAAAAACCUAUCAAACAAAAAAGUUCGCGGGCAUCCGGAAUCGAACCCGGGUCUCUCUCCCACUAACCAAAGCUCUCUGCCAUUGCACCACACAACGCUCUCCGCGUUUUUCACGUUUUCACGUUUUUCUCCCGAUUUCUCAGGUUAAACCUAGUGAUGUGACCCCUUAAAAUGCUCAGAAUUUCACGCUGAAUCUCACUGAAUCAACAGAAAUUCAAAAAUAAUUUUUUCAGAUCUUCAAUUUGAUGUGUUUCGGUAAAGACUUCGAGAAAAUGGAUCUUUCUCGUGAAAUCGUCGACGAAAAAUCGAAAGAUAUUGAUUGUUUUUUGCGAGCUGUACAUGACACUUCUACUAUUAACUGUAAGUUUUUGGCUGUAAUUCUGAAAUUCCAGAUUUUUUUCAGCCUCAAACUUUGCUCUGGUGCUCAGAUUAUCAAAUAAAUAUCAGGUUGAGACAAUUAUCGAAGCUUGUCAGCAAUUUAUCCUCAGACAACAGUUAGAGUAAGUUAUUUAUGAAAAAAGUUCCCAUGGGGGUUCGAACUUGUGACCCUUCAAUUGCUAGGCAAAUGGUUUACCCACUUGACCAAAUAUGCAAAAUCUCAAUUUUCUUCGAAAAACCCAUAUUCUUGCUCAGAAUUUCACGCUGAUUCUCGUGGUGCUAUUCAUUUUCUUUGAAAAUUCCCAGGAGGUUAGAUCUCGAACCAGUGAUUUUCAAGGAAAAUGCUUAGCAUAGUGUUGCUCAGCGUGAAAUUCUGAGUAAAAUGAGCUAUAUAACUCCUAGAUUUAGAGAAAGUGUUUAGAUGGCGCAGUGGGGAAAACACGCGUCUAUGGAGUUAAAGGUCGCGGGUUCGAUCCCCACGGUGAACAUUUUUGAAAUUUGGUGUCUUUCGAUGCAGAAUUUCACGCCGAUCACGAAUCUGUGGCUCAAAAUGGAAGAAAAAAUUUCAGAGUGCUAAAACCCGAUGAAAUUCUGACAAUGCUCAUCGCCGCCUACGAACAUCAUUGUCAAAAAGAUGUUGUGCAGAAAUUGAUCAGAAGAUUGGCUUCAGAAGGCAACACGGUGUUCACAAAGUUGCGAAUUUCGCGAUUUUUACCAGCUCAGGUGAGAUUGACGUGAAUUUUGUAGGUGCUGACGCAUUUUUUGCAGGUCUACGGUUCCGUAAUUUCUACCUCAAUGAAUUUGAAUCAAGUCAGAGAACAUGAAACAAUGAAUGGUCACGUGUUAAAAUUGGAAAGGUACAGUACCCCUUGCCCCUACAGUACCCCCUACAGUACCUAUUUUUGUAGAUCAAAAACUCGAUGGCGUCAAUCAGUGUGUGAUGAGUGCAAAUCCGUAUCAGAAUGUGCGAAUUGUGAGGAGUGCAAGAAGAGCUACUGUAGACGCCACGUGGCAGACAAAAAAUGCUCGAAUGACUACGGUUUGAAGCUGUUGGCGGAUCUCAAGAAGAAAAUUGUCGAUUUUGAGUGGACCGAUUGA